Molecule: messenger RNA, 3096 nt
Organism: Lathyrus sativus (Indian pea)
Lineage: Eukaryota; Viridiplantae; Streptophyta; Magnoliopsida; Fabales; Fabaceae
Source: the annotation of a GenBank genome assembly
AUGGAACCAUCGGAGAAUUGUUCCGUUAAAGUCGCUCUUCACAUUCGUCCACUCAUUGCCGAUGAACGUCAACAAGGUUGCACUCAAUGUGUUUCUGUUAACCCUGGAAAGCCUCAGGUUCAAAUAGGGUCUCAUUCCUUUACAUUUGAUCAUGUUUAUGGAAAUGGUGGAUCUCCUUCAUCUGAAAUGUUUGCGGAAUGCGUUGCUCCAUUGGUUGAUGGCUUAUUUCAAGGAUACAAUGCUACUGUGCUUGCUUAUGGUCAGACAGGAUCCGGGAAAACGUAUACCAUGGGAACUGCCUGCAAUGACAAUACUGGGAUUGGAUUGAUUCCUCAGGUUAUGAAUGCCUUGUUCAACAAGAUUGAAACUCUAAAGCAGCAAACGGAAUUUCAGUUGCAUGUUUCCUUCAUUGAGAUUUUGAAGGAAGAGGUAAGGGACUUGUUGGAUAUGGUAUCUAUGGGAAAAUCAGAUAACUCUAACUCUAAUGGCCAUUCUGGAAAAGUAACUAUUCCUGGGAAACCACCGAUACAAAUUCGCGAAUCAUCAAGUGGAGUAAUAACACUGGCAGGGUCAACUGAAGUUUCUGUAAGUACAUUACAGGAGAUGGCUUCUUACUUGGAACAAGGUUCAUUAAAUAGAGCAACAGGAAGUACAAACAUGAACAACCAAUCCAGUCGGUCACAUGCCAUCUUCACAAUCACGUUAGAACAGAUGCGCAAACUCCAUUCAUUUUCUUCCAGCAAUGACACUUCGGAUGAGGAUAUGGGAGAAGAAUACCUUUCAGCAAAGCUCCAUUUGGUAGAUCUAGCUGGAUCAGAGCGAGCUAAAAGAACUGGGUCUGAUGGUCUUCGUUUAAAAGAAGGUAUACACAUCAAUAGAGGUCUUCUUGCACUUGGUAAUGUCAUAAGUGCACUGGGGGAUGAGAAAAAGCGAAAGGAGGGAGUACAUGUCCCCUAUCGCGAUAGCAAACUCACUCGACUUUUACAGGAUUCACUUGGAGGAAACAGCAAAACUGUCAUGAUAGCUUGCAUUAGCCCCGCUGACAUCAAUACUGAGGAAACUCUUAAUACCCUUAAGUAUGCAAACCGAGCACGUAACAUUCAAAAUAAGCCUGUUGCUAAUCGAGAUUUGAUAUCCAAUGAGAUGCAGCAAAUGCGCCAGCAGUUAAAGUACUUACAGGCUGAGCUCUGUUCUCGAGGAGGAGGUUCAGUUGACGAAGUGCUGGUUCUUAAAGAAAAGAUUGCUUGGCUUGAGGAAACUAAUGAGGAACUCUGUCGAGAACUUCAUAAAUAUCGCAGUAGAUCUUCUUUAGCAGAAAGAUGUGAUAUUCACGAAACAGAUGGACAUAUUUAUCUCAUGAAAAAUAACAGGCUUGAGAGGAGCUUUACAAGCUCAGAGUUAUCCGACCAUCUACUCGCAGGAAGCAUGUCAGGCGAGGAUUCAAAGGAAGCUGAUGAAGUAGAAAAAGAAUUGGAGCAUACAUUACUGCUAAAUACCAUGGAUAAGGAGAUGCACGAGUUAAAUAAGCAAUUGGAGCAGAAAGAGACGGAGAUGAAGCUCGUGGGAGUUGAUACUGAAGCACUCAGGCAGCACUUUGGAAAGAAAAUGAUGGAACUCGAGGAAGAGAAAAGAAAAGUGCAGCAAGAAAGGGAUCAGUUAUUGCAUGAAGUAGAGAAUCUUGCAGUUAAUUCAAAUGGACUGGCACAUAAAACACAUGAUGUUCGUGGCCAAAAAUUGAAAGCAUUGGAAGCACAGAUUUUAGAGCUCAAGAAGAAACAAGAAAACCAGGUGCAGCUACUAAAGCAAAAGGAAAAGAGUGAAGAAGCUGCCAAAAGACUGCAAGCCGAGAUACAGUAUAUCAAGGCUCAAAAGGUUCAGUUACAGCAUAAAAUAAAACAAGAGGCAGAACAAUUUCGACAAUGGAAAGCUUCCCGUGAAAAGGAGCUACUCCAGUUAAAAAAGGAGGGAAGAAGGAAUGAGUAUGAAAGGCAUAAACUGGAGGCUCUAAAUCAACGCCAGAAAAUGGUUCUUCAUAGAAAGACAGAGGAAGCAACAAUGGCUACCAAAAGGCUAAAGGGAUUGUUGGAAGCUCGCAAAGCUUCUCCGCGUGACCAUUCUGUUUAUUCAAAUGGACAUCUACAGCCUGGGCAGAUUAAUGAAAAAUCCAUCCAGAGGUGGCUUGACCAGGAGCUGGAGGUAAUGGUACGUGUGCAUGAAGUCCGUGCUGAAUUCGAUGAACAAAACCAAGUUCAUGCUGCACUGGAAGGAGAAUUGGCUUUCCUGAAACAAGUGGAUCAGUUUUCAGAUAGGCAGAGUAUCCCCACAGGAAACAGUCGAUAUUCAAGACUGUUAUCCAUGUCACCAGAUGCAAAAGCUGCGAGAAUAACUUCUCUAGAGAACAUGCUGAGCACGUCUUCAGCGGCUUUGAAAGCCAUGACUUCACAACUCACCGAGGCAGAAGAAAGGGAACGUGCAUUAAAUAACCGUGGACGUUGGAAUCAGUUACGCUCAAUGGGAGAGGCAAAAAAUGUGCUUCCGUAUUUGUUCAAUGCUACUGCAGAAGCAAGGUGUCAAUUGUGGGAAAAGAAUAUGGAACUGAAGGACUUAAAAGAGCAACUUAAUGAGCUUUUAACACUACUACAACAAAGUGAAGCACAGAGAAAGGAACUUGAAAAAGAGAAAGCGAUUGGUGAACAAGCAGUUGCCAUCACAUUGCAUACACCACCGUCGGAAAGCUCACGGUCCUUGAAACACCUUGCGGAUGAAAUGAGUGGUCCGUUGUCCCCAAUGUCGCUUCCAGCGCCAAAACAACUCAAAUUCACCCCUGGAGUUGUUAACGGGUCAGUGAGGGAGUCAGUAACAUUUAUAGAUGACGGACGGAAGAUGAUACCUAUUGGAGAGUUGUCAAUGAAGAGACUAGCAGCUAUAGGACAAGCCGGAAAACUUUGGAGGUGGAAGAGAAGUCAUCAUCAAUGGCUGCUACAGUUUAAAUGGAAGUGGCAGAAGCCCUGGAAACUCUCAGAAUUGAUCAAACACAGUGAUGAAACAAUCAUGAAAUCAAGGCCUCGAGCACAAGCUUUGAUUAAUGUGGCGUGA